AUGGCAUCGAACAAUCUAAAUGUCACUUUCAACAAUAGUAUUUUACGCCACAACCACUAUCCCAAGUACCUAGGUAUUACAUUGGAUCGCACCCCUUCUUUCAACAAACAUUUAACAAACUUGGCAGCGAAGUUGAGAACUCGCAACAAUAUUCUAUACAAACUGGCGGGGUCGACCUGGGGAGCUGAUGCCUCCACACUACGCACGUCCGCACUCAGCCUGGUCUUUUCUACGGCCGAAUAUUGCGCAUCGGUUUGGCUAAACAGCCCUUACGUUAGUAAAGUGGAUACCGUUCUCAAUCAAACAAUGAGAAUUAUUUCGGGAUCUGUUAAGUCCACACCUAUCGAAUGGCUACCCGUAUUGUGUCAUAUCGAACCACCGAAAAUCCGUAGACAGCAGAUAUUGGUUCGUGAGUUUAAAAAGGUCAGCGAAAACCUAGACCUACCGAUCCAUCAAGACAUCAUAAGAUUCAACCGACUAAAAUCAAGAAAUCCAACUGUAAAAACAGCCCAACAGCUUGUAACCAACAACUUUAAUGGAUAUGAAGAGUGGAUAGCAAGCUGGCAGAGCAGAGCUGAUCCAGCCUGGCACCCCUUACUAGAUCCAAAAAAUCCACCACAGGGUUUCAAUCUGCCCCGUAAAAUUUGGGUUCGAUUAAACAGGAUCCGGACUGGCCAUGGAAGAAGUGGAUCGGCCUUGUUCAAAUGGGGGAUGAGAAUGAGUCCGGAAUGCGAUUGCGGUGCUGCUUCUCAAACAAUGCAUCACAUUGCCUAUGAAUGUCCGACUAGGAGAUUUUCUGGCACAACUUCUGACUUUUUGCAUGCAACAGCGCGGUCCAUCCAAUGGCUUAACCAACUAGAUAUCGAGCUGUGA
Molecule: messenger RNA, 873 nt
Organism: Coccinella septempunctata (seven-spotted ladybird)
Lineage: Eukaryota; Metazoa; Arthropoda; Insecta; Coleoptera; Coccinellidae
Exons: 1
Coding region: 1-873 (290 amino acids)
Source: RefSeq, a predicted model, not a curated record